CCCUAGAAAUUCUCUUUCUCACUUCUCCGGCUCUCCUUUUCUGUCUCCCUCCCCCGCUCACUUUGCCUCUGCUGUCUCAGACCUGUACCUGAAGUCCCAACGACCUCCUUUCUGUCAGCGCUACUCUCCAACCCUGACUCCUGAUCUUCCCCUUCCCUUGGCAUCUGGCUCUGCUGCAAGCAGUCCUCUGUCUUUCAUCCCCGGCUUCCUUCAGCCGGUGUCUUGGUCCCCUUGCUCCCAUCAUGACUCCCACCCGUGCUCCAUGAGGCUCGCCCAAACUUCCCCAAGAUGAUCCUCUCGCCCUGAUUUCCCUUCCACCAGUCUACCCACCCUGCACCCUUUAAGGCUUCCUUCCAUACAUUAACCCUGUUGCACCUCCCUCCAGUACCACCCUACCCCAAACUUUCCACCUCCUUAGUGUCUCCCUCUCCUCAUCCCCCUUACCCUUCUCCCCCCAGGAUCACCUUCCCCAUUUUCUCCCUGUCCCUCGACGCUACCCCCGCCCCACCCCGUCCUUCAUCUCCUUCUUGUCUUUCCCCAUCCUCCCAUUCUCCCCUUGAGGAGCGCCCCCCUCCCCUAGCUGCCUCUACCUCCUCCAGGCUCCCAGAUCGCCCUUGCGUCCCUGUCUCUCCCAUCUCCGCGCCCCCGGUGACUCCUCCCGCUCCCCCCAUCUCCCAUCUCCCCCGUCCCCCGCGACUCCCCCCAUCGCUCCAUCGCGCCACCCGCCGCUCAGUCCUCUAGAAUCCCCCUUGCUGCUCCCUCGCCCCAUCCCGCCCGUAGCGCUCCCGCCCCAGUCCCGCCCGGCUCCCCGGCUGCGCGCUCCAGGCUGGGUGCGCGCCAUGGGCAGCGGCAGCAGCCGGAGCGGCCGGAUCCCGAGGCGGCGGCGCAGCCCUGACAAGCGCCAGACAGGCCCGGGAGAGACAGCCUCGGAGGGCGGCGCGGCUGACCAGGCCCCGACGGCCACAACGCAGGAGGAGAGCAGCCGUGACCCCCGCCCCGCGACGCCCCCCGGCGGCCGGGAGGAGACCCUGCGCCUGCUGGACGAGUUGCUGGCCGAGUCGGAGGCCUGGGGGCCCCAGGAGCAGACCCCACGAGGCCCCGCCCGGCUCCCACCCGCGGUGUCCCCAGAGAAGAAGGUCAAGGAUGACCCCGAAGACAGCUGUGCCUCUGAAGCCCCAGGCAGCAGCCCCAAGACACCUGAAGGGCAGUCGGCCAUCUCCUAUGAUUACUCCGAAGAAGAGCUCAUGGCGAGCAUUGAGCGGGAGUAUUGCCGCUGAGCCAGAUGAGCGGCCCUGCGUACCACUGACCAGGCCUUGCAGGUCUGUGAGCUGGGCUAGAGUCAAGGGCACCAGCUUAUCCUACCCAUGACCUAGCCAGAGGGGAAUCACGUCUAAAUACAACUAUCUUUCUAAACUGAUGUUUUAAGAUUCAUGGUCAGAGUCCUGCCGAUGGAUGGCCUGGCAGACCAAGAGUGAGGACAAGUAGGUACCAGGCCACAGGUGUGUGCAUACCUCCUCUUACUCGGAUGGGUAGCCUGGCUGCGUGGUUCCCCCUGAAUUCUGAACUGUUUGUUUGCCCUACUUACUCACUUUCCAGGUGGGGAAGGGUCAACACCUCUUGGCAUCUGUGCCAUAGGCCUCUAGAAGUUUCCACCAAAGUAUGUUCUGUCUCCACACUAAGAUUUCUCCAGAGGGAUGCAGUUACCUCUAGAUACAUCACUUUCCAUGUGCAUACAUGGAAGGGCCUAAGUGCACAGGUGGCAGGCAGAUCCCAAGAGUGUAGGUCUAGGUAGGUCCAGAGAUUGCAUUUUUGACAGUACAGAGGCAAUGGCCAGCUGCAGGUGCAAGGACUCAGGGCCUGAGUGAAUCACUUGGCUUUUCCCUUCCGAGUGCUGAAGGCUUCUCCAAGCCACAGCGUAACAGGCUCCCCUGCUUGGAUGUAGUAGGCAGAGAGAGGGCUGGGAACCACAGACUGCUUUGGCACCCCAGUAUUACAUUAGCCAUCACUUCCCUCUCUGGGCCUCUCAGUUUCUCUCUUGGGGAGAAUCCUGGAGGUUCUCUGAGGUCUUUUAAGCCUGAUCAGUCUGGCAGCUCCAUCUUCCAGCCCUGCCAUCUUCCAGAGCCCAUUGUGCUUUUAUCCAUCAUCCUGCAGAGCAAAGAGCUGUGAUGGAGAUGAGAGAGGGGAUGCAUGCAGGUCUUCAUGGCAGCUGCUCUCCAGUUUCCCUCUGGCUGGCAGUCUGGCUAACACCAUGAGCCUCUUCUCCUUUUCCUGCUUGGGUGGAAGGUAGUCACAAUAAUGAUGCCAAAGGAAGGAAGGAAGGAAGGAAGGAAGGAAGGAAGGAAGGAAGGAAGGAAGGAAGGAAGGCAGGCAAAAAGGGUUUGUGUGGUCCUGUAGAGCCUUGCUUGGCCUUGCUCGGGUGUGAAAGCACCUGACCAGCUGAGAGGAAGGGUUUGUAGAUCUGUGAGUGGAGGGACAAGCCCACAUCGCUGCAGUCAUCAGGGUAGAGGGUUAUUGAGACCUUAAGGCUGCAUAGUGAGUUCAAAUCCAGCCUGGACUAUGUUGUGAGAGUCUGUCAGAAAAGGAGGUAGAGAAUCGGGGAACAACGACAACUUUUGCUAAAGUCAAAACAGGUCUUGGCUUACGUUGCAUCCCGGACCAAGGCAGCGACUCCACCAGUAUCUUCCCUCUCCUGAGAACAGCUGCCAGCCCAGGAAUCCUCAGAACACAACCUACAGUAUCUCAGGAACCAAGGAAGAAUGGUCACUGAGACCGUCCCCACACCCACAGUCCUUUGCUGUCACCUGCAAAUGAUUCCACAAACUUGUGACUUGACAAGAAUGCCUUUGAGUACUCAACUGGGAGACAGUUGGAGCCCAGAGCCAUGGAGUGUCUACCAGUCAGCUGAGGGUUGGGUCAAAACCUCCCAGAACUAGCAACUGUAUCUUACUGGAGCCCAAAGGACUUCUUUUACUAUGAAAAUGAAAGCUGUUUCUACUUUAAUAACACAAAUAUUAAAAAUGCUUAUUUUAAAAGAGGU
Molecule: messenger RNA, 3037 nt
Organism: Arvicanthis niloticus (Nile rat)
Lineage: Eukaryota; Metazoa; Chordata; Mammalia; Rodentia; Muridae
Gene: Cys1
Product: cystin 1
Source: RefSeq, a predicted model, not a curated record